Poeciliopsis prolifica (blackstripe livebearer) is the source of this 4337-nucleotide messenger RNA. It is a transcript of the gene ehmt1a, whose product is annotated as euchromatic histone-lysine N-methyltransferase 1a. Gene Ontology annotation, cellular component: nucleus. Gene Ontology annotation, molecular function: histone methyltransferase activity; p53 binding; zinc ion binding. The transcript has 23 exons. The record is from RefSeq and is a predicted model, not a curated record. Bases 233 to 3319 code for a protein of 1028 amino acids. NCBI's taxonomy places the organism in Eukaryota, Metazoa, Chordata, Actinopteri, Cyprinodontiformes, Poeciliidae.
UUUUUUUUUUUUUUGUAGUUUUCUACCGGGGACUUCUGCUUAGAGUAGAGCCCCUUCAGCGAGAGUUUCGCCUGGUUCCUCUCUGCAUGCCUUUACGGAGCGAAGCGCACAUUAUUUAGUGUUUUAGAACGAAGCGGUUUAAAAACACUGAGAGUUUUCAAAGUAUCAACGGAGACCGUUCUCGUCCUCUCGCUGUACGGAUGGAAAACCAACUCGUUCAAUAUAACAAGCAAUGGAGCCAGAUAGAAAACAUGUGUCCCCGGGACCAGCGGGAUCCUCUAGUCCUGCUUCUAGAACAACCAAAGCUACUAAAGUACAAGAAGCUAAAAGCAAUCAAAGGACUGGUUUCACAGUGACUCCUUUCCACAUGUCACCCAUAAUCAGUAAUGAUGCUGCUUUGCAGAGAAAAACUAUGGGCUCAGCAGUGGGGAAAGCGCCUCCACCUCGUAGCAGCCUGUUUCUGGCCACAGCUGGACGGCUGACUGCUGAAACUGUUGGAGAAGGGUUUCCUCCAGCUGCUACUGCUGAAAACUCAGAGCAGCUGAUUCCAUCUGCAUGUUCAGCACAGGCUCAGCAAGUGGAAAAGGCACAGCAGUCAGGUUCUCUUAGCAAGCCUCCAAAGACUUCUGGCCAAAAGACACCAAAGCCUGUUGCUAAGGACUCCAUGUCAUCUCAACCAGCAUCUACUGCUGAGCAAAACCACACAGCCAAAGGGAGGGGUGUGUCCACUGUGGUCAAAGCUCAGAUGGCUGUGAAGAAGAAGAAGAGGAGGAUGGGAACAUACAGCCUUGUCCCAAAGAAGAAAGCAAAGGCAGUUAAACGAUUGGAGAAGAAAGAAAAGCCAAAAGCAGGUGUGAAGAAGUAUUUGCCUGUAACAGAUGACAAGUCAGUAACAGAGCCCAAGACUGUAAAUGCAGGAGAACAGACAGCUACAGAGAAGAGGAAAAUAUCUUUAGAAGAUGGCCAUGUUGAAUACACGGAGCUGGCUCUGGACUGUCUGGACCUGAAAGCUCAGGAAGAGCUACUCUCCCCUUUUCUUUCAGGAGAGACUGAGGAGAAGGAAACAGACCUGGCAGAGGAGCUACCACUGUGCUGUUGUCGUAUGGAGACGCCCAGCAGCGGAGGGAGCUUUUCUACACGCGGUCAGACCUGCAUGGCCAUGGAGAGCUCAGAUGGAAUGGUGAGUCGCUGCCAGAGGCCUGUGGUGAAGCCAGAGUUAAUGCGACCCUCCAACACCGUCCACCUGCUGGUUUUGUGUGAGGACCACCGAGCCGGAAUGGUCAAGCAUCAGUGCUGCCCUGGCUGUGGGCUGUUCUGCAGGCUGGGCUCCUUCAUGGAGUGCCGUCCAUACAGCAGCAUUUCCCACCGCUUCCACUGGGACUGUGCCUCCAUCCUGAACGAGCGUAGGUUUUGCCCCCACUGCGGAGAAGACGCCAGUGGGGCGACGGAGGUCAUGUUUCCAAAGCCAGAUCUGUCACCCUCAAUACCCAGAUCAAAGCCUGGACCUUUACUUCCUGCUGUCGCCACUCUGCCUUCUGUCCCGACUUCCCCUGCUGUCCCUCAGAUCCUCAGGGCGAAGAAGAGCAGCCAGCCACAGAAGAGUAGGGAGGAGAGUCAGAUGAGGUUCAAGGGAGAAGCUGUACAUCGUAAAGAGUCACUGGAGACCAUCCUCAUGUCACUGGAUGACGAGAACUUAAAACGGAAGAAAGCGAAGGGUCCUGCCAGGCAGCUGUAUGUCUCUGCAAAGCAAGGGGACCUACAGAUGGUCAUUCAGCUUCUCGUUGAUGGAAAGGACCCGAACUUCUUGAUGGAGGGACACCAUAAGCGCACCGCUCUUCAUGCAGCAGCUGCUGAGGGUCACCAGGAGAUCUGCCACAUGCUGGUCCAGGCUGGGGCCAACCUGGAGAUGUUCGAUGAGGAGCACAGAACAGCUCUCAUGGCGGCCUGCGAAAACAACCAUCUGGACACAGUGAAGUACCUGGUCAGAGCCGGAGCUACAGUUGGCCACAAGGAUAUCAGGGGUUUCACCUGCCUGCAUCUGGCUGCUAAACUGGGACAUUAUGAUGUUGUUGAUCAUCUGCUUAACAAGGCAUCCAAAUACAUCAACUGUCAGGAUAAUGGGGGGUGGACGGCCAUCACCUGGGCAAUUGAACACAAGCACAAAGAACUGGUGCAUUUGUUUCUGAGAAAAGGAGCUGAUGUGAACAUCAGAGACAAGGAGGAAAACGUCUGUCUGCACUGGGCAGCUCUGUCAGGCUGCGACGACGUCGCCCAGGCACUGCUGGAGGCUGGCUGCGACCUGAACGCCACGAGCAUUCACGGUGACACACCACUUCACAUCGCUGCCAGAGAGAAUCACCUACAGUGUGUUAUGUUGUUUUUGUGUCAUGGGGCGGAUGUUUCUCAGAAGAACAAGGAAGGUGACACAGCGUUGGCCCUGAGUGUGAGCGGCUCUAAGGUGUGGACGGCUCUCAACACCAGCAAAAGACUUACUGAUGCCAGGAGAGAACGGGACUGUCAAGGAGAGAGGCAGCUCAGCAGGGACAUAUCCCGGGGAUAUGAGGCAGUCCCUAUCAGCUGUGUUAAUGGUGUUGAUAGUGAACCAUGUCCUGAUAACUUUAAAUAUAUACCAGACAGCUGCCUCAGCUCAUCACUGAACAUAGACAAGGACAUUACCCAUCUCCAGCACUGCAGCUGCACAGAUGACUGCUCAUCCAGCUCCUGCAUGUGUGGCCAGCUCAGUCUGCGAUGUUGGUAUGACAGUGAGGGUCGGCUGCCUCUGGACUUCUGUCAGUGGGAGCCUCCCGUGCUGUUUGAGUGUAACCAUGCCUGCUCCUGCUGGAGGACGUGUCGGAACCGUGUGGUGCAGAAUGGACUCAGAGUCCGCCUGAAGCUCUACAAGACAGAGAAGAUGGGCUGGGGAGUGAGGACCGUUCAAGAUGUCCCACAAGGAACAUUCAUUUGCGAGUACGUUGGCGAGAUCAUCAGUAAUUCCGAGGCUGACAAAAGAGAGAAUGACUCUUUCCUCUUCACCUUGGACAAUAAGGUAGGGGAGCCAUACUGCAUCGAUGCCAGGCUCUACGGCAACAUCGGCCGCUUCAUCAACCACAUGUGUGAGCCCAACCUGAUAGCUGUGAGGGUUUUCACUGUGCACCAAGACCAGCGCUUCCCAAGAAUAGCCUUCUUCUCAUGUAGACCCAUCAAAGCUGGAGAACAGAUCGGGAUUGACUAUGGCGACAACUACUGGAGGGUGAAAAGCAAGUUCUUCAGCUGUCUGUGUGGUUCUCCCCAAUGCCAUCACUCAUCUGCGGGCAGAUAGAGGCUGAUCCAUUUCACCUCCAUCAGCAAAUGAUGGAGCAAUCAGAACUACAUAAUCAUGGACCAUCCUUGGUUUGGCUUGGAAAAUGAGUUGGUGUUGUUUUAGGAUUCGUCUUAGUUCCCUGUCCAUACAUCCAUCUCAGCACAAAUCACUCAAUUGUGCUGAGUGUGUGCUCUUCCUGUAGUGAUUGUAUUCUGGUUUGCACUAAAGUUCUGUGCUGUUGCUUUUUUUUUUUUACAUUUAUCUUAUUGAUAAAUAUGAUGGUUGUGUUUCUACUUUAUUGCUCUUUGUGCUUCAUUUAAAUUGCAGUGAAACAUAAUUUUUUCAGCUUUCGUACAAUAAAAUUUAUUAUUUUUUUGUCUUGACACAUCAAUGUUAAAACGAUGAAAUUGUCACCUCCCAUCCACUGUGAAAGUCUCUGGGCAGGAGUUAUCAAAUCUUGGUUCUUUGGUGUCUGCUGUUUUAACAUUUUUAGAUGUGCACGUGCUUCAGAACUUUUGAUUUGAAUGCACAGGCUAAGUGCGCCAAUGUCGAAUGAGUCAUCAGUAUGUAAGAAAGUACCAGGGAAAUUUUAACUUGUUCAAGGUCUUUCAGUUGUGAAGUUUUUAAAAUAUUUGUCAUACUAACUUUCCAAAACUGCUGUCUGUAAUUUAUUUUGAUUAUAACUGCAUCCUUAUUGUGGGAGAUUUCAGCAUUUAAUAAUUAAUGUUCAAGUUAGAAUUACAGAAGCACUGAAACAUUGUAGACCAACUUCUAACAAGGAGAUAUUCUGAGUCUGGUCAUUUCCAAAGGUCUGGAUGUUACUCAUAUGACUGCAGCUGAUUUUGUUCUGUUUAAUAUGAAUAAUGGUGAGAAAUGUAGCAGAAGUCUGAGGUGAAAGCAUAAUGUAGGUGAACUCAAGGCAGGGAGAGUAAAUGAAAUUUAUUUUCAUGUUUAUAAAUAGUUGUCAUAUUGUUACUUUGAGGAAAAAAGUCAGAUAUUUCUCAUUUUCUGACUGCAAUAAAAACAAUCCUGAUGA